Cynocephalus volans (Philippine flying lemur) is the source of this 1564-nucleotide messenger RNA. It is a transcript of the gene RTCA, whose product is annotated as RNA 3'-terminal phosphate cyclase. Gene Ontology annotation, molecular function: RNA-3'-phosphate cyclase activity. NCBI's taxonomy places the organism in Eukaryota, Metazoa, Chordata, Mammalia, Dermoptera, Cynocephalidae. The coding region runs from base 193 to 1290 and encodes 365 amino acids. Gene Ontology annotation, biological process: RNA processing. The record is from RefSeq and is a predicted model, not a curated record. The transcript has 11 exons. Gene Ontology annotation, cellular component: nucleus.
GUGAACCAAAAGGGUUCAUUUUGGUGAAUCCGGUUUGCGGGGAGGCGCAGCUUCAUCCACCUUCCCACAAGGCCUCCUCAGCCCCCGGCGCAGACCGAGGUUUUAGAGCUGCGGGGCGGGAGCCGACGUUUCUUCUUCCUUCCGCUUUGGCAGAGGCUUUGUGGCUGUGGGCCGGGCCCCAAGGCGCCCCCCAUGGCGGGGCAGCUGGUGGAGGUCGACGGCGGGAUCAUGGAAGGGGGCGGCCAGAUCCUCAGGGUCUCUACAGCCCUUAGCUGUCUCCUGGGCCUCCCGUUGCGGGUGCAGAAGAUCAGGGCCGGCCGCAGCACGCCAGGCCUGAGGCCUCAACAUUUAUCUGGACUGGAAAUGGUUCGAGAUUUGUGUAAUGGACAACUGGAGGGGGCAGAAAUCGGCUCAACAGAAAUAACCUUUAUACCAGAAAAGAUCAAAGGUGGAAUCCACACAGCAGAUACCAAGACUGCAGGGAGUGUGUGCCUCUUGAUGCAGGUCUCAAUGCCCUGUGUUCUCUUUGCUGCUUCUCCAUCAGAACUUCGUUUGAAAGGUGGAACUAAUGCUGAAAUGGCACCACAAGUUGAUUACACGGUGAUGGUUUUCAAGCCAAUUGUUGAAAAAUUUGGUUUCGAAUUUAAUUGUGACAUUAAAAUGAGGGGCUAUUACCCAAAAGGAGGUGGUGAAGUGAUUGUCCGAAUAUCACCAGUUAAACAAUUGAACCCAAUAAAUUUAACUGACCGUGGCUCUGUGACUAAAGUAUACGGAAGAGCUUUCGUUGCUGGUGUUUUGCCAUUUAAAGUAGCAAAAGAAAUGGCAGCGGCAGCUGUGAGAUGCAUCAGAAAGGAGAUUAGGGAUCUGUAUGUUAAUAUCCAGCCUGUUCAGGAACCUAAAGACCAAGCAUUUGGCAAUGGAAAUGGAAUAAUCAUUAUUGCUGAGACAUCCACUGGCUGUUUGUUUGCUGGAUCAUCGCUUGGUAAACGAGGUGUAAAUGCAGACAAGGUUGGAAUUGAAGCUGCCGAAAUGCUAUUAGCAAAUCUUAGACAUGGUGGUACUGUGGAUGAGUAUCUGCAAGACCAGCUGAUUAUUUUCAUGGCAUUAGCCAAUGGAGUUUCCAGAAUAAAAACAGGACCAGUUACACUCCAUACGCAAACAGCUAUACAUUUUGCUGAACAACUAGCAAAGGCUAAAUUUACUGUGAAGAAAUCAGAAGAUGAAGAUGCCUCUAAAGACACUUAUGUUAUUGAGUGCCAAGGAAUUGGGAUGACAAAUCCAAAUCUAUAGAAUUUGUCUUUUAAGUAUAUCUCAAUGAUGUAUUGCACUAAUUCAUUUCAUAGAUAUAAAAUGAUGAAUAAGAAGUAACUUAUUAAAGGACUUGACUUAAAUUUGGAGAUGAAGUACAGUGUUCUAGAUUUGCUGAGAAUGCUUCAUCAAGUUAAUCUCAUUUUGAAUAUCUCCUGAGAUAUGGACCAUGAACUGUAAGAGCUGGUGGGUAUGUAUUAUAGCUGAUUUCAGUAUUAAAGUAUUGAAAUAAAAUAUUCUUUACAGCUGAAGUAAA